Molecule: messenger RNA, 1518 nt
Organism: Dictyostelium discoideum AX4
Lineage: Eukaryota; Evosea; Eumycetozoa; Dictyosteliales; Dictyosteliaceae
Exons: 1
Coding region: 1-1518 (505 amino acids)
Source: RefSeq, a predicted model, not a curated record
AUGAUUAAAACAACAACAUCAUCAUCAUCAUCAACAAGUAAUAGUAAUUGUGAAUUAUUUUUUAAUUGUUGGAGGAAUGAAAUAAUUUUAAAUAAAAUAUUAUUUCACACAAGAUUAUUUAAUGUUCACACCACAAUGAAAAUGACAAUAGAUCAAUAUUCAACAUAUAAAUACAAAAGUUAUAUUGAAAAUUUAAUAUUUGUAAAUUAUGAAGAAGAUUCAGAUUUAAAACUAAAUAAUGUAAUUGUAAAAGAAUUAAAUAAAAGUGGCACCACCACUACACCGCCAACAUCACCAACAUCACCAACGCCAACACCAACGCCAACACCAACAUCAAUGAAAUUAUCAGAAUUACUAGUAGUAAAUAACGAUAAAGAACAAGAAAGUAAUAGUAUAUUCCCAUAUUCAAUUAAAUCUAUUAUUUUCAAUGAUAAAUUUAAUGAAGUUAUGGAUAAUGUUAAAUUAUUAGAUUCAGUCACAAGUUUAGAAUUUGGUGAAUUAUUUAAUCAAUCAUUAGAUGGUGGUUGGUUACCAAGUAAAAUUAAAUUUUUAAAAUUUGGAAUUUCAUUUCAACAAACUAUAAAUAAAAAUAUUUUACCUGAAACAUUGGAGAAUUUACAUCUAAGUAGCCAAUAUAAGGGUGUUAUAGUGCCAGGCUCAAUUCCAAGUAAAGUGAAAGAUUUGAACUAUAUUGCAAGCUUGAAUUUAAAUAUCCCAAUACCAAUCUCAACGAUAAAUUUAAGCUUUAGUCCAACAUUUAAUGCCAUUAUUAAAGAGGGUUACAUACCACACAAUGUUGAAACAAUUGAAUUUAAUCAAAUUUUUAAUCGUGAAAUUAAAGCAGGCUCUUUACCAGCCUCGCUUGGCUCCAUUAAAUUUGGAAGCAAGUUUAAUCAACCUUUGAAUGGUGAUUUCCAGCUAUGUGUACUACCACCAAAUUUAACCAAUUUAGAAUUUGGAUUGGAGUUUAACCAAAGUUUGACCGCCGCAAUGCUACCCUCGUCAUUGACUUGCCUCAAAUUUGGUGAUAAUUUCAAUCCACCGCUUUCCACUUCCUCGAUGUCUGCUUUAUUCUUGCAUACGAAUUUGGUAUCUUUAGAAUUUGGUAAACAAUUUAAAAAUGUGAUUCCAAUAAAUACAUUACCAAAAUCAUUAAAACAUUUAAAUUUGGGUGGUUUUAAUGAUAAUUUAUCAAUUAUUAAGGAUUCAUUGGAUUGUACCUCAUUGGAAUCAUUGGUAUUGGAUAAUUUCAAUCAGUAUAUUAAACCUGCUGAUUUACCACCGACUUUGACAUCAUUACAAUUAGGUAUUACAUUUGAUAAACCAAUUGGUAAAGAUGUACUUCCAAAUUCUUUAAAAAUAUUAGAAAUUAAAAAUUCAAAAUAUUCUCAUCAGUUAUAUCAAAUUAAUUUACCAAAAUCAUUAGAUAAAUUAAUAAUUCAUUUUGGUAAUGUUAAUUUAUUAAAUAAUUUUACUGCUGAUUAUUUUUAUAAUAAAAUUUUUAAAAUUAAAAAUUAA